AACACUCGUAGGCGCAGGAUAAGACCCUGCGCCCCGUAUGCCUUCCUCUCUCAACUGCACCUUCACUUGCAGCACCACCAUCAACAAUGGGUUCAAGUUCCACUUCAAUUAUUUUCCUCUCGUCUCAUCCCAAGGUUGCUGCUUCUCUCAUUUGUUACUCCUUCGCGUAUCGCAAAAUCCCUCAUCCAGUUAUCCUUUCCCUAUCUUGUGGUUUUGCAGAUAGUAUUUCGCGUCCAUUCUCCAAGGAACGAUGUAGAAAACGGAUUGAUCGAUGGCUACCGUGCGAAGCUUGUUACAUUUCCCAAUUCUCUCCCUUUUCUCUUGAAGAGAAGAAGUUAUCUUAAAUUCAAGAAUUUCGUACCAAAGGCUGCGUCUCGGCCUGAUGGAGGUUCGAGCCGAACGCCUGGAGGUCGGAGGGUGUAUAAGCAAUCACAAGGCGUCAGGCCUUCCCCUCGAGUUCCCGCUCAGGAGCUCGUCUCUUUGGUUGUACCGGCAGGCGUAUUUGUAGUUGUCACAUUCGUUAUAUGGAAGCUGGUGGAAAAAUUGCUUCUGCCAAAAUCAGGGCGAGCUUCAACAGAGGAAAACAAAUCUUCCGUACCAGGAAUCAAAUGGUCAUUUGCUCCGGGCACAAAUUUGUCACAAGGCAAUAGUUUCAAGAUUGAAAGGGAGUCCAGACAAAGGCUGAAUGAUUUUGCCAAAGAACUUAGGUCUUUCAGAAACGUUGACAUGUCAGGUUGCAACUUCGGGGAUGAGGGACUUUUCUUUCUUGCUGAGAGCUUAGGUUACAAUCAGAGUGCAGAGGAAGUGGAUUUCUCUGCUAAUGGAAUAACUGAAGCAGGAGUGAAGGCAUUUGAUGGUAUCCUUCAAUCAAAUUUUGUUUUGAAGAGCCUUAAUCUUUCUGGAAACCCCAUAGGAGAUGGAGGAGCCAAGUGUCUGUCUGAUAUUUUGGUGGGAAAUAGUGGUAUUCAAAAGCUUCAGUUGAAUAGUACUGGUCUGAGUGAUGAGGGAGCAAAGGCUAUUUCAGAGAUGCUGAAAAAAAAUUCAAGCUUGCGUGUUCUUGAGUUGGACAACAAUAUGAUAGACUAUUCUGGAUUUACAAGUCUUGCUGGGUCACUUCUUGAGAAUAACACAAUUCGGACGAUACAUCUCAAUGGCAAUUAUGGUGGUGCUCUUGGUGCUGCUGCUCUAGCUAAAGGGAUUGAGGGCAACAAGUCUUUGAGGGAGCUUCGCCUGCAUGGAAACUCAAUUGGCAAUGAAGGAGUACGGGCUCUGAUGGCAGGUUUAUCUGCACAUAAAGGUAAAGUUACACUUUUAGACAUUGGCAACAACGAGAUUAGUCCGAAAGCUGCCUUCCAUGUUGCUGAAUAUAUCAAGAAAAGCAAGAGCCUGUUAUGGUUGAAUCUUUACAUGAAUGACAUUGGUGACGAGGGGGCUGAAAGAAUUGCUGAUGCUUUGAAACAUAAUCGUACGAUAACAACGGUAGAUUUGGGUGGAAAUAAUAUCCAUGCAAGUGGGGUCAAUGCCAUUGCCCAAGUUUUGAAAGAUAAUCCUGUCAUUAAGACUUUGGAUCUUGGGUAUAAUCCCUUUGGACCAGAUGGUGCAAAAGGUCUAUCUGAAGUGCUUAAGUUUCAUGGGAAGAUAGAAACACUCAAGCUUGGGUGGUGUCAGAUUGGAGUGAAGGGAGCAGAGUUCAUUGCAGAUACUCUGAAAUAUAAUACAACCAUAUCGACAUUGGAUUUGCGGGCCAACGGGAUCGGAGAUGAAGGUGCAAUUCGUCUUGCUCAGAGCUUGAAAGUCGUUAAUGAAGUGUUAACUUCUCUUGAUUUAGGAUAUAAUGAAAUAAGAGAUAAGGGGGCAUUUGCUAUUGCUCAAGCACUGAAGGCAAAUGACGAUGUUGCAAUCACAUCCUUGAACCUUGCCAACAACUUCUUUACGAAAUAUGGGCAGAGUGCUCUGACAGAUGCUAGAGACCUUGUAUAUGAGAUGAGUGAAAAAGAGGUCAACAUUUUUUUCUAGAUGACUUCACAAAUCCAAGGUUCUCCUUUUUCCCCCCUUUUAAAUUGUUCUGUUUAGAUUGUUGAAAUGAGGUCAUGCGUAUCUGAGGCUUUUCAGUUCCACUUCUACCGGCAAUUAAGUAGAAAGAGAUCCAUCCAUGGGUUUAAACUCGAGUGGAAUUAUUUGAACAGAGUUUUUAAUCUCAUUCAAUGGAGAAAUUAGAAAUUUUGACGGUUAUUGGAAGUAGCAUAAAUUCCUUGGGAA
Messenger RNA from Telopea speciosissima, 2259 nucleotides. Its product is annotated as protein NLRC3. The transcript has 17 exons. The record is from RefSeq and is a predicted model, not a curated record. NCBI's taxonomy places the organism in Eukaryota, Viridiplantae, Streptophyta, Magnoliopsida, Proteales, Proteaceae. Gene Ontology annotation, molecular function: protein binding. The annotation marks the transcript as partial.